Messenger RNA from Drosophila eugracilis, 746 nucleotides. RefSeq names its product general odorant-binding protein 19d (gene Obp19d). Lineage: Eukaryota; Metazoa; Arthropoda; Insecta; Diptera; Drosophilidae. The transcript has 4 exons. Gene Ontology annotation, biological process: sensory perception of smell. Bases 45 to 497 code for a protein of 150 amino acids. The record is from RefSeq and is a predicted model, not a curated record. Gene Ontology annotation, molecular function: odorant binding.
CCAAGUUAGAGUUCGUACGCCGUGCUGUUCAAUCGCAAAUCGAAAUGUCGCGUCUGAUCAAUCUAUCCGUUCUGCUCCUUAUCGGUCUGGUGUGCCUGGGAGCCGCCUUUGCCAAGCCGCACGAGGAGAUGACCAAGGACCAUGCCACCGAGCUGGCCAACGAAUGCAAGGCUGAGACGGGCGCCACCGAUGAGGAUGUGGAGCAUAUGAUGAAUCACGAGGCGGCCGAAAGCCAUAAGGGCAAGUGCCUGCGCGCCUGCGUGCUGAAGAAGUUCCAGAUUAUGGAUGACUCCGGCAAGGUGAACAAGGAGCAUGCCGUGGAAAUGGUCAAGGCCUUGGCCAAGCACGAUGCCGAGAAGGAGGAUGCCGCCACCGAGGUAGCGGAUAAGUGCGAGGCCAUCGAGGCAUCUGAGGAUCAUUGCGACGCUGCUGUCGCCUUUGAGACAUGCAUUUACGAGCAAAUGAAGGAGCACGGUCUGGAGCUGGAGGAACACUGAAAACUGACUUGAGACCCAUGCUGAACCCCGUUACUGAAUCACAAGCGCCCCCAAAUGGAAUACAACCAUCUACUUUUUUUUUAUGUGUAUACUAUGAUUAGUCCGUAAGUAAUUGAUAAAGUGAGAAACUGCAAAAGAAAAAAUGGUUAUUGAAUGGAAUGAGUUAGGAGGAAAAGGACUUAUCUUGAGUACAAGAUAACCUCAUGAGAUCCGAUCCCAAAAUAUAGCUCUAUUUCGUUGUUCAGCUUA